AUGUCCAAAAAAUUAUUCUUAAUUUUAUUUUUCUUUGCCCUUUUUUCAUUAGUAAUUAGUCAACAAUUAACCAUAUCACAAGCACUAACAAGUUCUUGGAAUCAUAAUGGUCAACCAUUCUCAGUCUGGGAUGUAAGGGUAAGAAAUACUGGAAAAGCCAUAGUGUUUGGGGCAACCAUUGUUGGUGUAUCAAAUUUAGAAUUGGAAAAUGUAUGGUCUGUAGAACAAAUCUCAUCAAAUAAAUUUUCAUUUCCAAAAUAUAUUAGUCAAAAUGGGGGUCUAAAGAAUGGUACAUAUUUUAAUUUUGGAUAUAUUAAUAAAAGUGAACAACCAGCAAUAUUUAAUAUUAUUGAUGUUAUUAAUUAA
Messenger RNA from Dictyostelium discoideum AX4, 366 nucleotides. It is a transcript of the gene ecmJ, whose product is annotated as cellulose-binding domain-containing protein. The coding region runs from base 1 to 366 and encodes 121 amino acids. NCBI's taxonomy places the organism in Eukaryota, Evosea, Eumycetozoa, Dictyosteliales, Dictyosteliaceae. The record is from RefSeq and is a predicted model, not a curated record. Gene Ontology annotation, molecular function: carbohydrate binding. The transcript has a single exon.